Erythranthe guttata (spotted monkey flower) is the source of this 1244-nucleotide messenger RNA. RefSeq lists its product as uncharacterized. Lineage: Eukaryota; Viridiplantae; Streptophyta; Magnoliopsida; Lamiales; Phrymaceae. The record is from RefSeq and is a predicted model, not a curated record.
UCAAUCUCUUUCUCUCUCUUCUGAUCAAAUUCAUAUGUUUCUCUCCAUUCUCUAAUUUCUCUCAUUUUUCUCAACUAAUUAAAAAAAAAAAAAAAAAAAAAAAAAAAACAGGAGAGAAGAACGAACAAGCACUUCUUCAGUUCCGUCGGAAAUGGCGCCCCGUCUCUUCAGCUGUUUCGGCAGAGGAGGCGGAUCCACCACCUCCUCCUCCGAUCCGAAGCACGACGACAAGGCCGCGACGGCGGAUCUAUCGGCGGAGGAGCAGCGGAGAGGCGGUCCAGUGGUGGUGGAGCUAUUCUCGUCGCAGGGAUGCGGCACCUCGCCGGAGGCGGAGCUGCUGUUCUCGCGGCUGGGGAGGGGGGACUUCAAUCUCGACGCGCCGGUGGUGCUGCUGGCGUUCCACGUGGACUAUUGGGAUUAUACGGGUUGGAAGGACCCGUUCGGGUCGAGUCAAUGGACCGUCCGCCAAAAGGCCUACGUGGAGGCACUCAAUCUGGAUACCAUGUUCACCCCCCAAAUCGUCGUCCAGGGUAGGGCCCACUGCGUGGGGAAUGACGAUGAGGCUCUCAUCUCCUGUAUCGCGUCCGCACCCAGAUUCCCUGCACCCUCGUUCCAGGCGACUUUUGAGAAGCCCUCACCGGAUUCGUUGCAAGUAACACUAACCGGAGCUUUAAGGACAAAAGUGGACCACGAAGGCUUAAACAUAAUGGUGGCUCUAUACGAGAGCGGCUUAGUGACGAGCUGCGCCGCCGGAGCAAACAAAGACCGUGUUUUGGCCAAUGAAUAUGUUGUCCGCCGCCUCGAGAAGAUGAGCUCCGUCAAAGAUAUCUCCGCCAAGAAAACCAUCUCCGGCACCGUCAACUUUUCACUGUGGGAGGGUUUCAAUUCCGCCAAAUGUGGAGUUGCCGUCUUUCUCGAAAGUUCUUCUCAUCAGAUAUUCGGUUCGCAGAGCUUACAGUUGCCCGAUAAACUUUAAGUUUAAAUUGCAUGGCGCACCGGAUGACGAUGAUUUGAUCGAUCGGAACUUAGGUUUAUUGAAAAUUAAUUCUUUAUUUUUUAUUUUUUACUAUUUUCUUGUAUUCUUUUAAUUUCAAAAUUCUUUUAUUUCUUUUUUUCCUCUGUUAUUUGGUUUAAUUUGAAGUUGUGUAGUUUUGUAUAGUGAUCUUUCUUUCAUAGGACCAUGACGUUGUAAUUUUGUGUGUUCUUACCUUUUCUACAUACAUGUUUCUUGAACUUUUUCACCA